Phoenix dactylifera (date palm) is the source of this 1586-nucleotide messenger RNA. RefSeq names its product dehydration-responsive element-binding protein 1G. Gene Ontology annotation, molecular function: DNA binding; DNA-binding transcription factor activity. The record is from RefSeq and is a predicted model, not a curated record. Lineage: Eukaryota; Viridiplantae; Streptophyta; Magnoliopsida; Arecales; Arecaceae. Gene Ontology annotation, biological process: regulation of DNA-templated transcription.
CACACAGUCACUGCCACUGCCAAACUUCAAACUCAGAACAUUUCACAACCCAAUCAGUCCCCGAGAAACCGGCGAUGGAGAGCUUCAGCGACUACUCCAUGGACUCACCGCUCGCCCAGCGCUCGGCGUCGGACGAGGAGGCCUACGCGACGGUGUCGUCAGCACCGCCGAAGCGGCGGGCUGGGCGGACCAAGUUCCGGGAGACGCGACACCCGGUCUACAAGGGCGUCCGGCGCCGCAACGCCGAUAAGUGGGUCUGCGAAGUGCGUGAGCCCAACAAAAAGUCGAGGAUUUGGCUCGGGACGUUUCCGACCGCCGAGAUGGCGGCACGGGCGCACGACGUGGCUGCCAUGGCCCUCCGUGGCCGGUCAGCGUGCCUCAAUUUUGCUGAUUCCGCGUGGCUCUGUCGCGUUCCUACAUCGUCGAGCCCAAAGGACAUCCAGAGAGCCGCCAUGGAGGCCGCGGAGGCCUUCCGGCCGCAGACAGAGCGCGACGCUGCUGAGAGUAGAGAGGAUGCAGCGAUGGCAAUGAUAGCGGGACCGUCGUUGGCGGCGGCGGAUGACCCGUUUUACAUGGAUGAUGGACUCAAUUUUGGGAUGCAAGGGUAUCUGGACAUGGCUGCGGGGUUGCUGAUGGAGCCGCCGCCAAUUUACGCCGACGAGGAGGUGAGCAACGGCGAUGUCUCGCUGUGGAGCUACUCCAUUUGAAGCUGGCGUCGCAAAUUUUUUUGCACAGUAUAAUUUAAAAUGAACGGGCAAUAUCCAGUCUAUGAGCAGAUAUAGCGUGGAGCGUGGAGCCCACCGGGGACAUGAUUUUGUGCAGCAACCAUGACGCGCCACGUAAUUUUGUAGCCUGCCAACUUUGCAACCUGGAGCUCUCAGAGCAAGAGGGGUUCGGGUUAGGUCCGUUGGUUGUCUGAGCAUUUGAUGGUCCUGUCCUAUGAUAGAAAUAUAAACCUUAAGGUGUCGAUAGUCAACAGUCAAAUACACACAGUCAUCAGUUAACAGUCACAUAGUCACGCCCCUUUUCUAAACAAAUCACAUUGAAUUAUUUGUCUCAAAUACACCGUGCGCCCGCUACCUCCAGCCACCCAUCACUGCCGUCAACCAAUAUCUUACCGGAGCAGUUCGAUGCCGGCAACCCUCCACCUCCGCCGCCGGUUGUGCUCGAUGCCAUCCGCCGUCGCUGCACCAUGGAUCACCAAGAUUGGAGAAUAAGCCCACGCCCCGCUCAGCCGCAAGGAGUACUCGGGCGUCUACUAGUGUCCGCCAGCCUGGGGCGUCGCCGCCAGACCUCCGCAUCCACCGACGCCGCAUAAAGUGGCGGAAUAACCGGUGGCGGUCCUUGCGGAUCCUAUUUGCUUCCAUGUUUGGCAGCUGAUUUGGCGUAUUUAGUUUGGCAUAUUUAGUUGUUCGUUGGCAACUUUGACAGAGUCCAAGACAUAAGGCCGUCUGCUCUCGGUCUUUUUUCUAUCAAAUCCUGCUAAGAACUUUCAUAGAGGUUUCUGUGAGAAAUCGGAUCACGACCAUGAAAGCCUGACUUGAAAUCACAAUCAUCAGAAAACAAUCCUAAUGUUGGAAAAACUU